UGCGAUCUUAUGGAGGCCAAAUUUAUAUCUUUCGUCCAUACGAUAAUUUUUCAUGUCUUUUUGUGUCUCGCCCAGUUUUUUGUGUAACGGAUAAAAGUCUGUUAUUUCUACCAUUAAAAUCCUGCUGUCCUAAGAAACAGAAAGUGUCUCAAUGCAGAACUUUAGAUGGACAUUUUUCCAAGAAAAAAAAAAUUUGUAAUUAUCGUUAUGCACGUACGCGCACACGUACACACACAACCACACGAUCCCUGCACAAAUUUACGCAUAUAGUCAUACCUUUUAGCGUCUUUCGCCAAUCGUGUGACAGUCGUAGGCAAAUUCAAACGUACCGGUUCUACUUAACGCUUCUCAGACGUCGUCUAUCGCACAUUUAUCGGGGGCAAGCUUGCACCGCUGCCUUAUCUCGUUUCCGUUAGGUAUAUCGCUACACACAAAACGCACACACGAAGCUGACACGCGAAAUCAAAGAGGGAGAAACCUCGGACAGGACAGGACUAGGAAUGCAGGGCAUCGCAGGGAGAUGUACUCGACUCGAGAUAAUGACAGAAUAAUCCCUGAUGGUUCAAUGGUUUCGUUUUCGGUACGUAAAUCGACUCGAUUGCCGAAAAAUGAGACCUCAUGAAAGAAUGGAUAAGAACGCACAGAGAGAAGAUUUCAAAGAAAAACGCGAGAGGAUACGCUCUUUUCUCACUAGGGAGGUGGGAGAGAGAAGCGUAGUUAGAAUUAAGGGUUUACGAUACAUAAAAAAAAAAAAAAAAGAAAAUUCGCGCACGCGAAUCGCUUUUUCGUAGACAAGAGGAAAAGGAAACGAAGGAGAAAGAAAAAAAAAACACGAAACGUUUUGGAUCUACUGUAGGGAAGGGGUACUACCACCACGCGGGAGGUCCGAAAUCGAUGUCCAGUGGUGGGCGUAGGCACAACGGAUUCCACAAUGGGCACCACGGGUCGGGCGCGGGCAUGACGGCCGUGGAGCAUAACGGCCACCAUCCACCGCGAGAGCCGCGAAAAGAAGAGAGCACUCUCGUCAGACGGAGCUUCCGAAGAUGUGGCGACGAGUGGCGUGCCGACAGUAGGAGGUUCACGGAGAGAAGGGGGAAAAAGACAGUGCGUUUUGACGGUGGGACCAAUGUCGGCGGCCCUCAGGAGGAGGAAUGGUCUUGGGAGGCCGAUCGGCAGGGUAGCCAAGACAGCGCGACCAAAGACUCCGGGAUAGACACUUCUAGCACCUUCACGAGCAGUGAAGACAGCAACAGGGGCGAUCUGCCCAAGGUACGGGACCAGGUUACAAACGAGUAACGUCAACCGGCUCGAAAAAAAAAAUAAAAUAAAAAAAAAAAGAAAAUAACUUUAGAGAACGCUUCUCGAGUUGUAGCGAAUUGUAGAUCGGAGUCGAUCUGUCAUGUAGAAGACGGAGUCCUACACACGCGCGUGGAUAGACAAGAGUUUAGGAACAAAUCGUAUUCGCCGGUGAAUCGAGUAAAAGGGGUUUUUUUCAGCAGCGCUUUUUGUUGCACGAUCGCGCCUGAUCGGG
Molecule: messenger RNA, 1531 nt
Organism: Acromyrmex echinatior (Panamanian leafcutter ant)
Lineage: Eukaryota; Metazoa; Arthropoda; Insecta; Hymenoptera; Formicidae
Gene: Rim
Product: Rab3 interacting molecule
Biological process (GO): calcium ion-regulated exocytosis of neurotransmitter; intracellular protein transport; regulation of membrane potential
Cellular component (GO): presynaptic membrane; cytoskeleton of presynaptic active zone
Molecular function (GO): transmembrane transporter binding; small GTPase binding
Source: RefSeq, a predicted model, not a curated record